Molecule: messenger RNA, 1011 nt
Organism: Uncinocarpus reesii 1704
Lineage: Eukaryota; Fungi; Ascomycota; Eurotiomycetes; Onygenales; Onygenaceae
Exons: 4
Coding region: 1-1011 (336 amino acids)
Cellular component (GO): ribonucleoprotein complex; nucleus; cytoplasm
Molecular function (GO): mRNA binding
Source: RefSeq, a predicted model, not a curated record
AUGUCUACCGCUGUCAAUGAAGUUGCCGAUGCGCUGGCCAAUGCUAGCCUGAAUGAACCAACCAACGGUACUUCCGAUGCCCAAAACGGUGCCCCAGCAAGUGCCGAUGAGGGUCGCCGCUUGUACAUUGGGAACCUCGCGUACGCGACCACCGAGGGGGAGCUCAAGGAGUUCUUCAAAGGGUUUAAUGUUGAGAGUGUUUCCAUCCCCGUGAACCCGCGAACUGACCGUCCUGUCGGUUAUGCCUUUGUCGACCUUGCCACCGCGCAGGAGGCUCAAGCUGCUAUCGCCGCACUGACAGGCAAGGACAUCCUUGAGCGCAGAGUCUCUGUGCAGAUUGCUCGCAAGCCGGAGCCCGCCGAGGUGAAGGUCGAAGGUGAUGCCGAAGGCACUACCGGAGGCCAGCGAAAGAGAGGUGGGGGACGAGGCCGUGGCCGUGGCCGUGGUCGUGGUGGCCGGUUCGGUCGAGGCGGUCGCGCUCAAAACGGAGCUGGAGCUGAAACCACCGAUGAAGCUCCUCUAGCUGAAGUUACCAACACCGCCGAAGCUGAAGUUGAAACCGUUGAAGCCGGCAAAGAAGAGGCUACCACCACCAAGCCCCAAGGUCGUCCCCGCAAGCAACGCGGCCCACCUGAAGAUGGUAUUCCCUCUAAAACUAAGGUCAUGGUGGCAAACUUGCCCUACGAUCUUAGCGAGGACAAGUUGAAAGAGCUUUUCGCGGCCUACGAGCCGGUUUCUGCCAAAAUCGCACUUCGCCCCAUUCCACGAUUCAUGGUCAAAAAGCUUCAGGCGCGUGGUGAAGCUCGCAAGGGCCGUGGCUUCGGUUUCGUCACUUUGGGCUCUGAGGAGCUUCAGCAGAAGGCCGUCCAAGAAAUGCAUGGCAAGGAUAUCAACGGGCGUGAAAUUGCCGUCAAAGUUGCAAUUGAUAGUCCUGGCAAGGAAGAUGAGCCUCUUGAAGCCGCCGAAAACAACGAACCAGCUGCUGAAGAGCCCGCUCCAAUCGCCGCUUAG